Serpula lacrymans var. lacrymans S7.9 is the source of this 2341-nucleotide messenger RNA. RefSeq names its product glycoside hydrolase family 18 protein. The transcript is spliced from 10 exons. Gene Ontology annotation, biological process: carbohydrate metabolic process. Bases 221 to 1300 code for a protein of 359 amino acids. Gene Ontology annotation, molecular function: chitinase activity. Gene Ontology annotation, cellular component: extracellular region. NCBI's taxonomy places the organism in Eukaryota, Fungi, Basidiomycota, Agaricomycetes, Boletales, Serpulaceae. The record is from RefSeq and is a predicted model, not a curated record.
AAGCGCUCAUCUGCGACCUUGUGCAUGUCCUAAGAAGCAUGCGUAACUAGCUUUCUUACUGCAUGGCUCACGCGAAUUCCCUGAUACCCCAGAUCACUCUGCGCUCCACUCGUCCAUUCGGAGCGAAACGUGCGACAUAUAAAAGUGCAUUUCAUUAAGGGGGAGGAACCUCUGACGUUGCUCCCGCUUCGCUUUGUUGCUCUUGGUGUACCUAGUCAAGAUGGUUUGCACUCUCAAGACGCUCCUACCUUCAUUGGUCAGCCUUGCCGUAGCUCUCGGCACCCAUCAAGUCGCUGCAUACACCAAUUCUGCUGCCAAUAACCUUGCUGUCUACUGGGGACAGAACUCUUACGGCGCUGCAAACCCUUCCGAUACCGCUGGGUUCCAGAAACCAAUUGGUGCUUACUGCCAGGAUAGCACCAUCGAUGCUAUUCCUAUUGCUUUCCUCGAUGUGUUCUUCGGAACGGGUGGUCUCCCUUCCCUGAAUUUGGCAAACAGCUGCAACCCAACGGACAAUGCCACAUUCGCAGGUAGCGAGCUGCCAAACUGCUCCGCUCUUGCGGCAGACAUCCAGACUUGCCAGGCUGCAGGCAAGAUCGUCACGCUAUCGCUCGGUGGCGCAACUGGUGCCAACGGUUUCACCUCGGACGCGCAAGCCCAGACGUUUGCAGACCAAAUCUGGGACUUGUUCCUUGGAGGUAACGGUACUACCAGGCCUUUCGGUGCUGCCGUCCUCGAUGGUGUCGACCUUGACAUCGAAGGAGGCUCGUCUACUGGAUAUGCUGCAUUUGUCACCCAAAUCAGGUCUCACGCCACGGGCGCUAGCAAGCCAUACUAUGUCACCGGCGCUCCCCAGUGCCCCUUCCCGGAUGCUUACCUUGGAUCUGUCAUCGAUGCCGUCGGAUUCGAUGCGCUCUACGUGCAGUUCUAUAACAACUACUGCGGUGUUAACAACUAUGGGACUCCUAGCGACUGGGACUUUGGCCUUUGGGACUCCUGGGCCAAGACCUCUCCUAACCCCGACAUCAAGAUCUACAUCGGUGCACCCGCCUCCACGAGCGCAGCUACCUCAGGCUACGUUGACGCCGCUACUCUCGGUUCCAUCGCCACAGCUACAGCUGCCAACUACACAUCGUUCGGAGGUAUAAUGCUUUGGGAUGCCUCGCAGGCUGCAGCGAACGGCAACUACGCUCAAGCUAUUAAAGGCGAGAUUAGCUCCUUGACCACCACUGUGGGUGGGCUUUCCAAGUCUACUCGUGAGGAACGCCCCAAGAGGUCCUCCCGCUUCUUCAAGCUGUGAUCCCCUCACGUAUGAAUGACCCAUGUCAUGACAAACCCUUAUUAUGCCUUCUGACCACAUACCCAUGGGAUGCAUAGGCUGGUUUUUCAUUCGAGGUCGAAGACUGGUGGAACCGGCCUUCGCUGACGGAGUAUUUAUGAAAUGAAAAAAAUGGGUAGACAUGACACGUAGACGUUACAUUCACGGCUUUAAAUUAUUAUCUAAAUCGGUAUUUUUGUUAUCUCCAAACAUGAGCGAAUGAGAGAUAGUUUCAAAGUGACGAUAUUCGGAGCUAAAUGAUACGAUGCUCCUGCCUAUAUAGAUAAACGAGCAUAUACGACACCGUUCAUCGUCAGAUUUUCUGUUCACAAAGUGACGGAAUACGCCAACGAGUAGCGCUGGAAUGUGGCAUGGGAAGGACCGUAGAAGGCGCCAAGUAGAAUCAGCUAGUGAGCUCAUCGUCGUGGGUAUCAUUCCGAUGCAUGACGGAGGAUUACAUGUCGAUUUAGUCGAGAAACGGUUUACCUCAAGCUGGGUAAUGACGCUGGUUACUGGGAUGGGAUGGAUAUGCCCUAUUACGCCAGCUAGUUCGCCUCUGCUGUGAUCCUGGAUUGGCAGAUUGAUCUGUAGAAGGUUCAUCUUCUGCCACUGCCACUGAUCUUCGAUUGGCUGGCGCUACAUAUGGACGCGGGGGAUAGUUACUCCUAUAGCGAACUUGGCCAACUCUCUGGCCAGCGGUUCCUCCCUGUGCGGCUACACCCCUCCAAACCGGAGGUCUAGGCUCAUGUACUGGCCUAUUCCUCGCUCCUUGAACAUAGUUAGACGCGUAGGUAGAGGCAGAGACGGUAGGCGCGGUGACAGUCGUCGUGACAUUGUUUGCCUUGGGUAUUUUUGGCUUCUUGGACUCCUUUCGUUCUCUGGGGGGCGGUGGUGGUCCUGGAUCAUAGAAAGGGUUUUCUGCUUGCCACAUUUUGAAUCCGUCAAGGUCGCGUAGCGCUCCAUUUAUUAUACUGAAAGAGUAAUAUCUCACACUAGGUAUAUUUUCCAUCAUGUGGGCCAUGG